ACGUGGCUGUAAAGGGACGGCUGGUAGCGGCCCUGUGUGCGUGGUCGGCCGCCGACAGCACAGAGCGGCUGUGUCUCCGUCAGUCUCGGUCCACGUCUGACAGUCCGGCGGCUCGGGCCGAGUUAUGUAGCGGUCGGUGCGCUUCUGACCAGCGGCUUCAGUCUGCUGCAGGAUUCAGUCGCAAGUCGAGAUCCGCUGAUUCUCGGUUCGACCAUGACAACAGCCUCGACUACCCCCCAGCAGCUGAGAGACAGGCUGCUGCAGGCUGUGGAUGAACAGAGUCAUAUCCGCAACAUGGGGGCAGUUUUGGAUGUUAUAUCCAACCUAGAGAAAUUUCCAAUAACCAAGGAGGCACUUGAGGAAACCCGGCUUGGGAAGCUGAUAAAUGACUUGAGAAGGGGCACCAGGGAUGAGGACCUAGCUAAACGUGCCAAGAAACUUCUGCGUACCUGGCAAAAGCUGAUUGAGCCUCAACAAAAUGAAAAAUUGCCAAAAGAACUUUUAAGCACAGCUAAUGGAUGCAUCCACGCUCCAUCGUUGCCUGUUACCAGAUCUGUCCAGGGUGCCACAGAGAUGGACAGAAAGCUUGUUUUGCACAAUAGCUACACUUCUAACACUGACAGGGUUCAACUUAUUAAUCACAAAUGUGAGCAGAAAGCAGAAGACAACCCAAGCCACAAGUUAAAGGUUUCAAAAACAUCAGCCUAUGGACAGAUAUCUGCCCUAUCGUCAGCCAGUGGAAAUGUCGGCUGUCCAGACACUUUUCCUGGUGCAUCUCUUCCAGUGAAGGCCAGUACUAUCAAGUUUCAACUCCCUUCUCCUGAUCGCAACAAACAAUCUAAUGCUCAUGCAGUCCUUAGAACUUCAGUAUUGCAACAAUAUGGACAAAGGGACAGAGCUGUUACAAAAAAGGAGCAGCAAAAAUUACAAAAUCACCACACUGCUUCUAGUCCUAGAACAGCAAAGCCAGUUGGAGCAACCAAGCGGCCAGCACCGUUUGCUGGAUCUGACUCUGAAAUGUUUUCUGCUCUUCCGUUAAACUCUUCUGUCCAUGGUAUUCACACAGAGAGUCAGCAAACAAAAGAGGCCAUUCCGCACUAUAAUGAUAAUGAACCUCUUGAAAACAAAGAGCGAGCGCUUGAACAAAUGCAUAAUUUGCAAAAUAAGUCCAAAAGCUUAAAACGGCCUCACCCAGGCUUACUCAGCGAAGUCACUAAUGUAGAAUCUGAAAAAGACGUCAAACCCUUCGAGGCAAAGAGGAGGAAACAUCAGUCGAGAGACUAUGCUGUCAGUCAGGAAGGGCAUUCAGCAGAGGACAGCAAGUCUGCUCGCUUAAAGAAUCGUACAUUAACAUUUGACCCCUUUACACAACAAAUUAGACCUUCAGCAGUCAACCAGAUUGAGGAGCAGCACAGUUUAGUGGUGGAUCUUGGUGAAUCUGACUAUCUUAAGCAAAGUCCUUCUGCUGCAUCACCCAGCACUUUACACAAGACGAACUGGAAAGACCUAUCCCAGAAUGAAAUUGUAAAAUAUUACUUAAACCUCCAAAAUAACUUGCUAAAGACUUCUGGAAGUCAAACCCCAGGGUCACACACUUUUAUGACUGAGUACUUGAAACGUGAAGAAGACCAUAUGAUGGACUCCAACAAAGUCUGCCUUUUAGUGCCAAGUGUCUCCGAGACAGACCUUCCAGGAAAAAGCCGAGACGUUGUGCCUGAAGACCUCAACAGAAUACAUGAUCAGCACUGGUCAGGUGUUAAUGGAUGUUAUGACAGUAAAGGCAACUGGUAUGGUUGGACAGACUGCAUAUCAUUGGAUACAUAUGGGGAUGGAAGUAAACUAAAUAUUCUGCCCUAUGUUUGCAUAGACUAAAAUCACUUAGUCACUAAAAGAUAAGUCUCAGGACAAAACUUUAGACCUGGUCCAGAUUUAUGUUUAUGUAUUAACUGUUUUCUAACUUUUUGUAUCUAUUUAUUCUCACUGUUUGUGUUUGUUUUGGGUUGUUAAACCAGGUAAUAAGAGAGGGGGAAUUGGGUUGUUUAAGCAGAUAUUUGCCUCUGGUACACUUUGUUUGGCCCAGAUUUAUGGCAUAGUGUGUUGUUUUUCUAGUAUUUUUAUCUAUUUAUUCUGACUUUUUUUGGAUGUAAGCACUAUUGUAUUGGUAUAAAAGAAUCAUGGGUGGGUAUGAUGUGCAGGUGUUUUUCUGGAAGAGAAAACCUAUGAUUUAAACAAAUCCUACUUUACUGUAGUAAAUUUAAGUAAAUUUAAGUAUGUGAAUUGUUACAGCUGCUAGCAGCAAUAACAGUGGUCAAACAGGGACACCACAUGAAGAGUGCAAUGAAAGUAAGAUUGGUGCAGGUUUUCUAAAAUAAAUCAUAAUAUAUGGAAGGUUACUUUAGUUGCAUUUACAGGGCUGUUUUCUUUCAAUGGUCUAUAAUAGGAAUGUGAUCCUUUAAAAGUCUGUUUGCAUGUAUUACUAAAUAAUUUUCAAAGUAUUUUAUUCACAAUAAGAUGUAACAGAAUUUACUAAUAUGAUUUGUAUAAUUUUUUCUGUCAAUAAAGCGGCUCUCCAACAUCCCUACAAAUAUAA
This is a messenger RNA of Astyanax mexicanus (Mexican tetra), 2590 nucleotides long. RefSeq names its product mediator of RNA polymerase II transcription subunit 26. The record is from RefSeq and is a predicted model, not a curated record. Gene Ontology annotation, cellular component: core mediator complex; nucleus; mediator complex. Gene Ontology annotation, molecular function: transcription coregulator activity. The transcript is spliced from 3 exons. The coding region runs from base 214 to 1872 and encodes 552 amino acids. Gene Ontology annotation, biological process: positive regulation of gene expression; regulation of transcription by RNA polymerase II. Lineage: Eukaryota; Metazoa; Chordata; Actinopteri; Characiformes; Acestrorhamphidae.